Messenger RNA from Pocillopora meandrina, 5816 nucleotides. NCBI's taxonomy places the organism in Eukaryota, Metazoa, Cnidaria, Anthozoa, Scleractinia, Pocilloporidae. The record is from the annotation of a GenBank genome assembly.
AUGAGUAAAGAAGAUCAAGAACUGUUGGAGCAAAACGGAGAAAUUGUCAACAAUAAUCACGAACCUCAGCCUGAAGUUGACGUUUCUCAUCCUCGAGAGGAUGGCUUUCAACAUGAAUAUGACGAGGAGUUCUGGCGAAAAGUAAGCUUAAUCAAGAGAUUAAAAUCCUUUAUCAGUUAAAUCUUAAAAGCUUUUUGAACCUCUAACCUAUAGAAUUUUAAACUUCGGCAUAUAACUUAAUUUAUGAACGACAAUGGCGAAAGGAAAUAUGAGAAUCUGCAUGACUACCAUUGUUUUGGUUCCGUGAAAUUUAUGGGAACCUGUUUUGGUAUUUGCUGCUUUCAUCACUUGAAUGACUUUUAAAUACAGUGGAAACUUUAAUCUGAUUAUUUCUCAGAAAAUUUGAUCAGUUACGUGUAGAUUGCAUUUCAAUGGCCGCGAAAUCCAUUUUUAAACAUUUCAUUCCUUCACUCGUGUUUUUAGAAAAACAGUGGUGAUGACAUGGUAAUGGCAAUAAUCUUUGCAAUAAAAUCCUUGCUAGGCUUUUCUUAUUUGCCAUUUGCGGCUGUUCUCCUAAUCCACCAUAAAAGGAAACACCUGUCACCCCUUUGUGUGUAGGUUCGUUGUAGGCAGAGUCAAGGACUGUCAUGGAGUAAAGCCAUGGAUCUAAUUUCUGUUGAAAGACUGGCCCAGAAGUACAGAGAUAAUGGAGAAUUGGAAAGUGAGGAUCCAGCACUUGUGAUGCUGAAACAGUGGCCAGCAUCUAAACAGUACAAAGAAAAUCCUGAUAGAUUGUUAGGCCUUGAACAGAAGGUAAAAUUAUAUGAGUUUUGUUUGAGUAACUCGUCGACUAAUUUUAUCAUCGUGUGGCAUUGAAGGGUAUGUGAGCACGUAAAAAAAAUCAGGUGGCACUUGACAUAGUGAAAUGGUAGGUACAUGUGAAGUGCAGUAUUAGAAAAUAAGAAUUUCAUGUGCAUGAUCAAGCCUGGGUUAAUGCCAUCAAACAAUUGAAUAUCUUUCCAGCAAAGUAACCCAAUGUGUGAUGAUAACAUUGAGACAAUGAAUUCCAUCAUUAAUCAAUAAUUACACCCAUGAUGUUGCUGUCUUGCAGAUAAAUAAUCUUCUGGAGAUUAUGUUAGAAAGUGAACUAAAUGCAAAUAACAAAUACCAGACAUUCAGGGAUAAAAAAGACAAAGCAAGAAAGACAUUGUUGCACUAUGCCUCAGAACUGGGAUUUUUACAGGUCACCAGAACAUUUGUAGAGAAGUUUCCUGUGCUUCUAACUAUGCAGACAGAAGUGGUUAGGAAAAAGAGAACUAUGUUACCAGUUGAGUUGGCUUUAGUAUCUGGAAAUGAUGAGGUGGCUGCAUAUUUGAUCAGGAUGAUGUGGCAUGAUAGGUAUGGUGCUUACUGAAACUAUAAAGAAAUUGUUCCCUCUUGUUUAAUUAGCUAGGAAAUGUUCUCAAAUAGAGCUUUCAAGGCAAGGUGGACCUCUCCGUUUAACAAUCAACUUUUUUGCUUGCUUAUUCACCUGGAAAAGCUCAACACCAAGCUACAUUUACUUAAGCUCCAAAAGGGUAGCUCAGUUUCAGAAUUCUUUUAGGGCUGUUUUUUAAAGCAUCUUUCCAAGGAAGAAAAAAACUUGCAAAAGAGCCUGAAAUAUUGAAAUGACAUAAAUUUUCCUAGUUUAAGUGUUGUGGAAUUUAUAUUUUUUAACAUUUACAGUAUCUUGCUGUCACCAGGGUCCAGAUGUUGUUUGUUUGGAGACCAUUUAAUAUGACAAAUCCUCAGCCAUCUUUCUUCAGUUUUAAGUCCAUUAUUGAGAACUCUAAAAUGCAGGUAGGUAUUUUGAAUUUGUGUAUUUAUCAACUGAAAAAACGCUCGGCGUGUUCCUAUAAAAACACAUGAUUAAAGCAUUUUAUGAUAACUUGUUAUGAACAGAUCUCUUUCUGUAAAUUGUGACCCUCAUGCUGAAAUCUUAAUAAACAUAUAGCUUAGAUUUUAAGUCAUGCAUGUCAUCAAGGAAAACCACAUCUUAGCUGUAUAAUUUUACAUUUAAUUUACAAGUACCAUUCAGAAAUUGAAAGCUGGCAUACACUGUAUGCAUGUGCUUUCCACAGAAAACAGUCUUAGCUGUUCUGGAUCAGAUGAUGCUCCCUCACUGGCCACACCUUCCAAAACGGAAGGAUAGCUAUGAAAAUGAAAAAGAGAAGGAGGUAGUUGAGGGUGCCUGGCGUACAAUCACAGAUGAUCCUUUGGACUAUCAUUUUUAUUAUCAUAUUUUGGAUGGUGACGAGGGAGGAAGGCCCCCAAAAGUCUUGAUGCUAGAAGGACAUGGACAGACAGAUAACAAAUAUUUCAAUUGGAGGGACAAGUCUUGUUUACAUGUCAUUGCGAAGAACAGAAAUAAGGCAAGGAUAGAAUUUUUUAAAAAAAUGAUCAUUCUUUGUUUAGUUCUCACACAAUGUGUAUUUGGAGAAAUGCUCUUAAGAGUUAAGAACAACCAACACAUCCUGUGAAAAGAUUUUGGAAUGGUACACGCAAGAAAAUUUCUUGUUGCUCUAGUUUUAGAGCACUUAUAUUCUUACCUAGACAUUUCCAUUUGGCUUCACAAUUUUUCAGGAGGCUCUGCAACAUCCUGUAGUUAGAAUGCUGAUUAAAACAAAAUGGAAAAGUUAUGGACACUUUUUUCUGAGGUAAUUCUUAAAAUUUAGAUGUAUAUUAAUCACAAAGGAAAAAUUGAACAGUUUUUUUCUGGAUUAUCAUUUAAUUCACUUAAAUAUAAAAUUGUUAUGCUGAUGACCAGAGCUACCAGAGAUGUAUCAGAACAGAAGAAGGGUUAACAGUGGAUUUAAGGAGCAGAAAAAGACUUUUAGUUUAAAAUAAUAAAAAAGUCAUGUAAGGAUGUUGUUUGCGAGUCCUGACCUUCUUUUUGCAAAAGAGGAACAUGAUAAAUUGUGUCUUAGCAAGAUGUCAUGAUAUGGCUUGUUGAUCAUUCACUAAAAACAGUUAAAAUAGAACAUAAAUUAAAGCAAAAUAAUGGUUAAGUACAAUUUAAGAAUUACAUGUACUUAUACAACUUGUAACCUUGUUUUUUACUCAGCCUUCAAGCAGCAUUGUGUGUGUUUUUUUUGCUGUGUUUGUCAUACUCUCUGCUGAGUGCUUCCACAACAGUAGACCCCACCCAAUAUGGGGGUGAAGCUGAUUCACAGCGUGGUGUUUGUGAGAUUUUCACCUUAAUUAUGGUGGUCUUUUACGUAUGUGAAGAAAUUAAUCAAAUGAGAUUGUAAGUAUGCAAUUGUAGAGAUUGUGAAAUAAGAUUAGAACACCAUGUUUCCCCAAAGCUUAGGACAUUUUAUCAUUUAUAAGUGUACAUGCAAGUUGUAAUAGAUUAGGGAAGACCUGGUAGCAGUUUAGAGGUGGAAUUAAUUAUUUUACACCCAACUUUGAGCGUUAGUCCUUUGUCAGAUUGAGUGGAGGAAUUGUAGGUAUUGUUUGAUUUGAGUGCUGGAAAUUGAUGAGAACAUGGUAAGGUGAAAAACACAAGAAUGAAAUGGUUGAAUGAACAGUGUGCUUUGCAAACCUUUAUUUCGUCUGAUUUCCCUUAGAGAGGGGAACUCGUACUUCACAGAAUGGAUGACCCUGUUUGACUGGUCAGGCCUGUUACUGAUCCUGUGUAUAAUACCCUUGCGGUACACACAAAGUAAAGCUCAGUGGCUUGUGGCAUCUUUAGCUUUCUUGUUCAACUUCCUAAGGAUCUUUAAGUUUUCUUGCUUGACAAGGUAAACUGCAUCAUAAGCUACGUUUGAUAGGUUUGAGAGAAUGUCAGCAAAUUAGAACAAGAAAAUCAUAUCUGUGAAGCAUACUCACACAGUUGGCUUAGGUUUGGAUUUUGGUUAACAAGCCUAAUUUAUAAUUAAGGCAACCCCACCAUCUUGGCACCUUCAUGAUGGAAAUUUGGAAGUUUUUAAAACGUCUCAACGAAAAAAGAUAUAGAAUAGAAAGAUUAAAAAAAGCGUCCUAGGAGAGGAGACAAACGGGAGUAAUGAAAUUAAAAGAAUAAAGAAGAUUGGCAAUUUGUUUAAAACAGCCAAAUGCUUUCCAUGAAGGCGACGCAUGGCAACGUAUCCACCUCACCUGAAAUUUUAUUAGAAGACUGUUGAAAACUGUUAUAUUCUUAUUAAGUAUAAUUCGAACAUCAUUAUGUAUCACAUAACAUGUGUCCUUAAUGUAAUAGAACCGUGUAUAUUUUUUUUCAGGACAACCGGGUUAUACACAAAAACCUUGGCUAAGAUCAUUUUGCACGAUGUGACAAGAUCCAUGGCGGUUUUUAUUGUUAUCUUUUUCUCCUUCUGUGGUGCUUUGUCUUUAUCGCUCUGUUACUCCGAUGAAAACCAACAGUUUAGGUAUGUCUUAAUCUUGCUUGCUUAAAUGCUACUGAAUAAAUGUGUUGAAUUAUUUGGUUGGCUGAUGUUUACUCUGCACUAUCUGCGAAUUUUAGUCGGAUGAAAUGUAUAUGAUAACACCUGAAGUGAUUUGAAAUUUCUGUUAAUGUAUUGAAGAUCAGUCUAUGUGUUACAGUCCAUGCUAAAUCUAUUUUUUUACAUUAGUGACUUCGGAGAUGUGUUAUUGAGUGGCUUUCGCGCGCUCUCUGAACAAAGACCAAUUGCUGACGAUUAUUCAAAUUUCAAGUGAGUUGAUUUUUCUCUAAAAGGUCGAAUAUGUUUUUACUCCGUUUACUUGUUCAGAUCUCUUUACCUUAAGAUGAGUUUAUUACCGGUAAGAUAAUAGGUGAAGCUAACCACGUAAGAGCAUUUGAUUUAUUCCUUGCAGCUGGCUCUCCAUUCUGUUAAUGAUGGCCUACAUGGGGAUCGUGAUAGUGAUUCUACUCAACAUUCUCAUUGCACAAAUGAGUACGACCUACUCAAAGGCCAGGAACGUCGCUCGUCUGGAAUAUGAUGUGGACCGUAUCUUACAACUCACACGCAUGGAGAGAUUUCCUUUUCUGGUAAAUGAACAUUCUUCGCUAAUGAAAUCGUAGCGUUUCAUCAUUAAGCGUGCACCGAUGUUCGUGAUUGACGCUAAGUGGCAGCGUGUAUUAGCGCCAUACGUGACUGUGAGCGCGAGGAGAAGAACGUACCGUUAGGGCAGGAGGGGGCUUAGGUAUAGUUGUAUUUUUCUGCAAUUGAGGGGUGGCCUAAUAGACUUAAUCACUUUUACAUCUUUUCUUUAUGCAGAAUCUGCGCGUGAAGUAUUACAAAGAGGGAGACUGGAUCAGUGAAAUGAAACUCGCCCAAGGUCUGCGUGAAGUAUUUAACCAGGACUAGUUUCACGAUAAUUUUUAUGCGUAGCAAUCGGGAAAAACAUUUUUUUUUAGUCUUGUAUCCUAUUUGUACUUCUCUGAACGAAGGGAGAUGAAGAAGACCUUCGGCUCAGUUGAUACUCAGUUAUAAUAGAAAAGGAGUAAUCUUUCUCGUGCCUUAACAGCUGUUAGGUUCUUUAUGUUCUUAAAUUUGAUCUUGGUUUGUUUGUAGAUCUUCUUGAAUUCAAUGAAGAUCGCAACCCUUGGGAGUCGGUGGAAGAGAAACUUACUGCGAUUCGGUAACAAUUAAUUGCUUUAUCUUAUUUCCUAUCUUUCCUGCUAUCGGCCUAAUUUUUGAACUCGUUCUCUCAUUACUGGACUUUCGAAAAGAUCGACUUCCUUGUACUCAUCCUUCUUUGUUUCAGCAGUCAUGUUUCACACCUUCUGUUUUAUUUUCUUGUACAGGGAUAUGAUGAGGAAGAUGGUGAAACAGAUGAGGCCUGGAAUCAGAUGA